Molecule: messenger RNA, 3933 nt
Organism: Brassica napus (rape)
Lineage: Eukaryota; Viridiplantae; Streptophyta; Magnoliopsida; Brassicales; Brassicaceae
Exons: 5
Coding region: 1-3933 (1310 amino acids)
Molecular function (GO): RNA-DNA hybrid ribonuclease activity; nucleic acid binding
Source: RefSeq, a predicted model, not a curated record
AUGGCUGAGAAAAUGAUGGCUGAAAAUAAUAUAGAUGAGAAUAUGAUUGACCUGGAUAAUGAUGAUCUCCUUGGAGAGACGCCUGACCUUGUUGAUGCAGAAAAAAUUGAGGCCAUUUCUCAGCUCUCUCCAGCAAAUGCUGUGUCAACGAAAGCAGCAUCUACGAACAAGCAAAUGAAACGUGCAAAGACAGCCACUUACAUUCAAGAAGAGGCGCUAGCAUCAGGGUCGGGUGUCUACGUCCCAAAAGGCCUACUGAAGAAGAAGGCCCCCCGAUCUCCUGAUAUAAAAGGAGCGAGGGCAUCCAAGAAACUCCAAGGCCUCGGUGGCCGUGCUUCCCCAAAGAAGAAGACUACACUGGGUAAACGCCCAUCAUCUUUUUCGUCUAAGGUCCCUCGCAUUGAGGUGUUUCCUUCUGCUUCACGCAAGAAAUAUGUGUCCCUUUCAGGUUCGGUGGUGUCCCAGAAACCACCCAAAUACCGAGAAAAUGUAUGGGAACGCCUAACCCGAAUGAGCUUAACGAGGUCUGGGCCUUGGCUGAUGCUAGGAGACUUUAAUGAGAUCACCAGCAACUUAGAGAAAAAAGGGGGUAGAAAACGCCCAGACUCAUCCUUCCUCCCUUUUAAAUGUAUGCUCGACAACUGUGGGAUGAUCGAGUUUCCCUACAAAGGCAAUUCCCUAUCUUGGGUGGGUAAUAGAGCUUCAGGCAAAGUGCAAUGUAGGCUGGAUCGCGCAGUAGGAAACGAAGAUUGGCAUCACUGCUUCUCCAACACGAAUGUGGAGUAUCUGCGACUUUGGGGUAGUGAUCAUAGACCUAUUCUCACCCGAUUCCUCUCUCGCAAAAAGCUUGGCAUGAGAAAUUUUAAAUUCGACAAGAGAUGGAUCGGUAAGAAUGGUUUCCGCGACACUAUAGAGGACAUAAAGGACCUGCUCGAACAAGCCCAGACAGAGGACGAUUUCUCCCAUGAAGUAAUCCUUCGCCUCAAGUGGAGUCUUUGCGAGGCUUUUAGAGACGAGGAGCUGUAUUGGAAACAAAAAAGCCGGGCAACUUGGUUAAGAGAAGGUGACCAGAAUACAAAGUUCUUCCAUGCAACCACCAAGCAGCGGAGAGCCAGAAACAGAGUAACAAAGCUACGCAAGGCAAGCGGUUUAUGGGCAGAGACAGAAGAGGAAAUAGAAGCAGAGGCAACGGGAUACUUCCAGACCCUCUUUACAACGUCUUCUCCCUCGGACUUUGCAGAAUCCCUCAAAUACAUCACCGAGAAAGUCACCCCGGCUAUGAACGAAGCUUUAACAAAACCUCCAUCAAAUGAUGAGAUUCGUCAGGCAGCUUUCGAUAUAAACCCAGAAAAAGCUCCUGGUCCCGACGGCAUGACAGGUCUUUUCUUUCAAAGGUAUUGGGGAAUCACAGCAGAAGUGAUGCAGCAAACGGUUAAGGACUUUUUUCAGUUCAACGUCCUUGACCCUCGACUAAACCAGACGAACAUCUGCCUAAUCCCAAAAACAGAGCGCCCCGUAGAAAUGACGAACUUCCGGCCUAUAAGUCUUUGCAAUGUAAGCUAUAAGAUCAUCUCAAACAUCUUGAGUAAAAGACUUAAGCGCUGCCUGCCCAGGUUAAUAUCUGAGACUCAAUCAGCCUUUGUGGCUAGACGAUUAAUCACGGAUAACAUUCUUGUAGCACAUGAGGUCUUUCACGCUUUGAGAACCAAUCCAAGUUGUAAAGCUAAGUUUGUUGCCAUAAAAACCGAUAUGAGCAAGGCCUUCGAUAGAGUCGAAUGGUCAUUCCUGGAAGCACGUCUAUUGAAACUCGGUUUCUCACCCAAAUGGGUAGCAUGGAUAAAGGUCUGCAUCUCCUCGGUAUCCUAUCAAGUACUCCUCAACGGAGAACCAAAAGGCCAUAUCUCUCCAUCGAGAGGCAUCAGACAGGGUGACCCACUCUCCCCUUUCCUCUUCAUUUUGCUUACGGAAGCUCUAAUCUCCCAAAUCCAGGGGGCUGAGAGGGAAGGCCGGAUCACUGGCCUAAAGAUUGCACGAAACAGUCCACCUGUCUCCCACCUCCUAUUUGCGGAUGAUAGCCUUUUCUUCUGUCGAGCAGAAGUCGCGCAAUGCACAGAGCUCAUGCAGAUUAUUAAUACAUAUGGUUGCUCUUCGGGACAGCAACUAAAUGUAGAGAAGUCGUCCAUCCUCUUUGGUAAUAAAGUUCCACCAGACCUCAAAAAGGAGAUAAAACAAGCACUGGAAAUUACAAAAGAAGGUGGAAUGGGAGUAUACCUGGGUUUACUCGAGAAAAUAUGUGGCAGUAAGAAACAAGCUUUUGCUUUUAUUCAAGAGAGACUACAGAAUCGUAUAAACUCAUGGUCCGCAAAACUUCUGUCCAAAGGUGGCAAGGAGGUCCUGCUUAAGUCAGUAGCACAGGCUCUUCCAACAUACGUUAUGUCUUGCUUCCUGCUCCCACAGGACAUCAUCCGAAAACUCACUAGCGCGAUAUCCCGUUUCUGGUGGAGCACCAAAGAUAACAACCGUGGCCUUCGCUGGAUUGCAUGGGCAAAAAUCUGCACACCAAAGGAUCAAGGCGGACUGGGGUUUAGAGAUUUUAAAAAUUUUAAUCUCGCACUGCUUGCGAAGCAACUCUGGAGACUUAUCCAGUACCCAAACUCUCUUUUGGCCCGUGUACUAAAAGGCAGAUAUUUUCGGAACUCAAACCCGAUGGAUGUCACCAAAGCGAGCACCCCAUCGUAUGUAUGGAGAAGCCUCAUGGCGGCCCAACCUCUCCUAAAGGCUGGCUUGCGAAAAACAAUUGGAACGGGACAGACAACCCUUGUUUGGGUGGACCCAUGGAUCCCGACGUCCCCAGCCCGUCCCGCGAUUCCCUGCGGCUCCUCUUUUAACCCGUCCCUACGUGUUAGCGAUUUGUGCGACGUGACCACAAAGGAAUGGAACGAUGAACUCCUUCAAGAGCUGAUCGCCCCUAAUGACAUCCCUCUUAUCCGCAGCCUCAAGUUGAUGAGCUCCUCUCGCAACAUUGGUUACUGUUGGAACCUCACGGCAACUGGCGUAUACUCGGUAAAAACUGGAUACGCACUGGCUAUGGAAUUAUCAGAGCCCCCAAACUCACAGCAGGUGCAUGAGCCUAGCAUCAAAGCGCUUCAAGCUAAAGUAUGGAAGAUCAAGACUUCUAAAAAUAUUCAGCACUUCAUCUGGCAAUCUAUCUCAAGCUACCUCCCGGUAAGCAACUCGCUCGUGGAACGCCACUGUGGUACCGAUCGACACUGCCCUCGCUGUGGAUCAGAAGAAGAAACGCCCAAUCAUCUGCUCUUCGAGUGUCCACCAUCGAUCCAAACUUGGGCUCUAGCGGAUAUUCCGCACUCUCCGGGGAUAUUCCCGUGUAGCUCGAUUUAUAGUAAUCUGAAUCAUGUCAUAUGGCGCACAAACAUCUAUGCAAUUUCAGACUCUAUUAGCGCAAAAAUACCUUGGCUAUUAUGGUACAUAUGGAAAGCCCGCAACGACAAGGCCUUCAAUGGUAAGGAUGUCUCCCCCCUGGAGACUGUCCAACUUGCACAAGCGGAGGCGGAGAGCUGUAACCGAGUCCUCACCCCCCUACAUGCAGAGUUCCAAACUCUUCUGUGGGCUAUGAAAUCUUCUAUCCAGUUGGAUCAUUGCACAAUGAACUUCAAGACAGACUGCCUUCAGCUAGUCAAGUUACUUGAAGAAGACGAAGAAGACAACUGGCCAUCUAUGUUGGCCGAAUUUGAUGAGUUCCACCUCAUUCGUUCUAUGUUUACGUUUUUCUCUAUAUCUUUUAUUCCCCGUUCUCUUAACUUCCGAGCUGACCGUCUUGCAAAAGAAGCUCGGUCUCGAGGAUUCUCUUUUUCCCAUGUAAACUCUCAGCUACCAAGCUGGAUGGCUUCUGAGGCCAUCCUCUCGGAAGCAUAG